AUGGAAGCCACAGCCUCGCUGGCUCUGGGCAGCUCUUCAGGAUCAUGUCAUCAGGUCAGGUGCGCGUACGUGCCUCUGCAGAGUGGGACCUCUUCUGGAGACUUGAAACAUGUUCAAAGCGGCGUUGGCCUCAGUCACUCCGUGUCCUGGAGCUCCACUGCAGCCACAGACUCCUACAGCGAGACGCACUCAGGGAUGCACACCAGCAUCAGCGAGAUCCUGAAGGAGAAAAGCCUGAAGCCAUCCCGCCGCAGCCUGCCCUGUCUGGUGCAGAGCCAAACCCAUCCCAUUAACCUCAACCACUUCCUGUCUGUGUCCCUGAGCCCGGAGCCCAAACCUGAGGCGGACGUCCUGAGCCAGAGCUUCAGCACCUCCUGCAGCCUGCUCCCUCCACACAAAGAGGAUGUUAAAGACCAGUACUUGGAGGAGUCUGAGGCCCCAACAUGUGAGACCAGAGCGGACGAAACACUACUGCUGCACAAACCAUCAAUCACACGAGCCAAACUAGAGGCGCGGGCAGAUUCCUUAAAGGGACGGGUGCCAACUGAGUCAUCUGGGCUGUGUUUCCGUGAUGGUAAAAAGAGAAUAGAUUAUAUCCUGGUGUACAAGAAAUCCAGUCCUCAGGUGGAGAAACGAUGCACAUUUGAAAAAAACCUGCGUGCAGAGGGUCUGAUGUUAGAGAAAGAGCCUUCCUUAACAAACAAUGAUAUAAUGUUUGUGAAGAUACACAUUCCUUGGGAUGCACUUUGCAGAUAUGCUGAACAAAUGAACAUACGAAUGCCUUUUAGGAAAAAGUGCUACUUCACAGACUGGAAGAGUAAAAAGUUGGGCAGCUGGUUUCACCUGAAGUGCCAGCAAAUUAAGAGCUGGCUGCCCCGAAAUCCCAUGAAACUGGACAAAGAGGCGCUGCCCGACCUCGAGGAGACGGACUGCUACACUGCACCAUUCAGCAGAGCCCGCAUGCACCAAUUCACCAUCACCAAAAGGGAGACCUUUUUUUCCAACUCCACCCGAAGCAGAAUCAUUCAUCAUGUCCUGCAGCGCACAAAGUAUGAGGACAGCAAAUCAAAAAUAGGCAUGAACCGACUACUGGGCAACAACACGUACGAAGCUGCAUUUCCUCCCCAUGAGGGUGGAUACAAGAGCAGACAUCCCAUUAAAACACACGGAGCACAGAAUCACAGGCACCUGCUGUAUGAGCGCUGGGCCCGCUGGGGGCUGUGGUACAAGUACCAGCCUCUGGACCUCAUCAGGAGGUAUUUCGGAGAGAAGAUUGGCCUGUACUUCGCCUGGCUCGGCUGGUACACCGGCAUGUUGAUUCCAGCUGCUCUUGUUGGGCUUUUUGUCUUCCUCUAUGGCCUCUUUACAAUGGACUCCAGCCAAGUCAGCAAAGAGAUUUGUGAGGCCAACACAACCAUCAUGUGUCCCAUGUGUGAUGAUAAUUGUGAGCCAUGGACUUUGAGUGACAGCUGUGUGUAUGCAAAGGUGACCCAUCUAUUUGACAAUGGAGGAACCGUGUUUUUUGCUAUCUUCAUGGCUAUUUGGGCCACGGUAUUCCUGGAGUUCUGGAAAAGGAGGAGAGCGGAGUUGACUUAUGACUGGGACCUUAUCGAUUGGGAGGAAGAAGAGGAGGAGCUGCGACCACAGUUUGAAGCCAAAUAUUCCCGAGUGGAGAGGGUGAACCCCAUAUCUGGAAAACCAGAGCCUUUCCAGCCUCUCCCAGAUAAAGUCAGCCGGCUAAUGCUGUCAGUGUCGGGGAUUUUCUUCAUGAUCACCCUGGUCUUAGCUGCCGUGUUUGCUGUAGUGGUUUUUCGCCUCAUUGCGAUGAAGACAUUCGCUUCCUUCAAUUGGCAUUUCGUGAAGAAGAACUGGCAGUUUGCAACGUCCGGCACUGGCGUCUGCAUCAACUUUAUGAUCAUCAUGUCGCUCAAUGUGGUUUAUGAAAAGGUGUCAUAUCUGCUGACUAAUUUAGAACACCCGCGCACAGAAUCCGAAUGGGAAAACAGCUUUUCUCUGAAGAUGUUUUUGUUUCAGUUUGUGAAUUUGAACAGUUCCACUUUUUACAUCGCCUUCUUCUUGGGCAGAUUUGCUGGCAGGCCUGGAAAAUACAAUAAACUCUUUAAUCGAUGGCGGCUGGAGGAGUGUCACCCGAGUGGAUGCUUGAUAGAUUUAUGCCUGCAAAUGGGAGUCAUCAUGUUUUUCAAGCAAAUCUGGAACAACUUCAUGGAGCUUGGUUAUCCGUUGCUGCAAAACUGGUGGUCUCGGAGGAAGAUGAAGAAAGGAGGCGGCGCAGGGCAAAGCAUCGAUAACAAGGCCCAACUUCCUCAGUGGGAUAAGGACUGGAAUCUGCAGCCCAUGAAUGCACACGGACUGGUGGAUGAAUACCUGGAAAUGGUUCUGCAGUUUGGCUUCACCACCAUCUUUGUUGCGGCUUUCCCUCUGGCUCCGCUUCUCGCUCUCCUCAACAACAUCAUCGAGAUCCGCCUUGAUGCAUACAAGUUUGUCACCCAGUGGAGGCGGCCGAUGCCCGCCCGAGCCACUGACAUCGGUAUUUGGCACGGCAUACUGGAGGGGAUUGGCGUCCUGGCCGUCAUCACAAACGCCUUCGUAAUCGCCAUCACCUCUGACUACAUACCGCGCUUCGUCUACGCCUUCAAAUACGGCCCGUGCGCAGACAAGGGGAGCCACCACGAGAAUAAGUGUUUACGGGGGUACAUGAACAGCAGCCUGUCUGUGUUCGACAUGGGGCAGACAAACAGCAGUCAGUUCAGAUUCUGCCGCUACAGGGACUACAGAGCCUCCCCCUGGAGCCCCGUCCCGUACGAGUUCACUCUACAGUUCUGGCACGUGCUGGCGGCAAGACUAGCCUUCAUUAUAGUCUUUGAGCACCUGGUGUUCGGGAUCAAGUCUUUCAUCGCGUACCUCAUCCCGGACAUACCCAAGGACCUGUGCGACCGCAUGAGGCGCGAGAAGUACCUGAUGCAGGAGAUGAUGUACGAAGCCGAACUGGAGCACCUGCAGAAGGAGAGGAAGAAGAACGGACGCCGCUAUCACCACGAAUGGCCUUAG
Molecule: messenger RNA, 3069 nt
Organism: Knipowitschia caucasica
Lineage: Eukaryota; Metazoa; Chordata; Actinopteri; Gobiiformes; Gobiidae
Source: the annotation of a GenBank genome assembly